Messenger RNA from Synchytrium microbalum, 2058 nucleotides. RefSeq lists its product as uncharacterized. The record is from RefSeq and is a predicted model, not a curated record. Lineage: Eukaryota; Fungi; Chytridiomycota; Chytridiomycetes; Synchytriales; Synchytriaceae. The transcript has 11 exons. Gene Ontology annotation, molecular function: flavin adenine dinucleotide binding; oxidoreductase activity, acting on CH-OH group of donors. The coding region runs from base 1 to 2058 and encodes 685 amino acids.
AUGGAGGUAAUAAAGAGGCACCCCAAAGCCAUCGCGCUAGGUGCUCUGGCCGUGUAUCUACUGGCUCGUUACCAGGUUUUUCCAUUCUCUUUGCUCUCUGCAUCAAAGCGCAAGGAAUCUCGUGAAAUUCCAGAAGAAUUUGAUUAUGUUGUCGUUGGAGGAGGUUCUAGCGGUGCAGCACUCGCAGCACGUCUCGCUGAAGAUCCAAAUGCUACUGUUUGUUUACUUGAAGCUGGUGCAGACCAUGCUAACAUGAUGAAGGUCAACGUUCCUGGAUUAAAUCUGGCCUGCUGGGAAGGCGAUAUUGAUUGGACAUUCUUCACCACCAAACAAGUCAACCAACGUUCUCGAAUCUCUUUUUGGCCUCGUGGCAAGGUGCUAGGAGGGUGCAGCUCAAUUAAUGCGAUGAUUUGGGUUCGUGCUUCGAAUGAGGAUUGGGAUGAGUACGAACGUGAUUUGGGUCUGACUGGAUGGUCCUGGAAGCAUAUGGAUACAGUGUACAAACGAAUGGAAGGCUAUACCAUUCCAAAAGACCAACUCGAAGACGGUCAUGGAUUCUCGGGUCCUAUGAAGAUUACUCGCACUGGCAAUGGUAAACUAAUACCCGUGUCCUCAGAUUUCCUGAAGGCCUGUGCUGAACGAGGUGUUGGACAAAACAAACUGGGUACAUGCGGAUGGCCAGAAGGGCAACCAAAAGAUGCAUUACAGUUCUCAAAGUAUGGAGCCGACUACAACUCUGAGAAACAAUUUGGAGCUGGUAUAGUGCACACAAACAUAUACAACGGCCAGCGAUGGACUACCGGGAAAGCAUACAUUCACCCCAUCAUUGAUGAGAACCUUCCAACAUACCGACCCAACUUUUACUUGCUAUCCAGCCAACAAGUUACAAGAGUUAUAUUGGAGCCUUCUACGCAUAAAAGCUAUAAAGCAGUGGGUGUCGCAUAUGCUGAAUCACCAAUGUCACCCGAAAAGACUAUACGUGCUCGACGAGAAGUCAUUCUGUCUGCUGGCGCCGUUGGAAGUCCUCAUUUGCUCAAUUUGAGUGGUAUUGGAGAUAAGAAGGAGCUUGAAAGUGUUGGAAUUGAGUGUUUGGUGGACUUACCUGGCGUUGGAAAGCGUUUACAAGACCACUUGUUUGCUCCAGUCGUGUAUCAUUGCAAGAAGGGUCACAUUGGUCGAAAUCUUUUCUUUGUCCUGAACACCUUAUGGGAUUAUGUAAUGAACAAGUCAGGAUUCUUUACGUCUUCUGGUAUGCAAGUAACUGGCUUCUUCUCAAGCGAGAAAUACUUGGAACGUGUCGAAAAGACUCUGCCACACAGUUUCAGGUCUCGUCCACCUCCACCGAAUCUGCAACUUCACUUUGCUCCUGCAUCAGGGGCCCCCUUCUUCCAAGCAACCGCUCGGUUUGAUACUCUAACUUUUGGACCCAUACUUCCAUUGACAAAUGGAGAAGUGUUUGACGAACAAGCUCAUCGAGUAAAAAGUAUCAGUACCAACAAGAAGCUAUUGGUCGCCAAUGCUGUAUCCGUAUUCCCUACUUUGCUCAAACCAGCUUCUCUUGGAACUGUGACUAUUAAGUCAAAGAGUCCUUGGGAUGCGCCUGAAAUCGACCCAAAAUACUUUUCGAAUGAGCAAGAUCUCGAGGACAUGGCUGAUGGCAUGAUUGAGGCUCGCCGAAUCAUGAAAAUCAUGCAAAAGAGCGAUUCAAAAACUUCAAAGAUCGGAGCUGAAGUAAUUGAUGAGUCAAUCGUCGAUGAAGUUCAACGAGUCACGAAACUGGAUCGUGAAGGUGCUAUUGCGUCUCGAGAAUACGUGAAGGAAUACCUUCGUCGAAAUGCUAUUACUGUUUAUCAUCCAACAUCAACUUGCUCUAUGGCUGUUGAAUCGGAUCCAUUAGGUGUCGUUGACAACCAUUGUCGUGUAAGGAAUGUAUUGGGCCUACGAGUAGUUGAUGCUUCGAUAUUGCCUCGAAUUUCAGCUGGCAAUACUAAUGCUCCUGCCAUUGCUGUGGGCGAACGUGCUGCUGAAAUCAUUAGAGCUGAAUAUGGUAGAAAGUAA